Molecule: messenger RNA, 1675 nt
Organism: Melanotaenia boesemani (Boeseman's rainbowfish)
Lineage: Eukaryota; Metazoa; Chordata; Actinopteri; Atheriniformes; Melanotaeniidae
Gene: syt8
Product: synaptotagmin VIII
Exons: 9
Coding region: 293-1579 (428 amino acids)
Biological process (GO): synaptic vesicle endocytosis; cellular response to calcium ion; regulation of dopamine secretion
Cellular component (GO): dense core granule; axon; synaptic vesicle membrane
Molecular function (GO): clathrin binding; phosphatidylserine binding; calcium-dependent phospholipid binding
Source: RefSeq, a predicted model, not a curated record
AUGACAAGAUCAACAGUCUCAUGAUUUCCAAAGACGAGUUUAUGCCUGAUAAAGUAAAAACCGAAACCAUCAAACUGACGUCCUGCAGCAGAGACCUGGAGGUUUGUUAUUAAAUAAAAAGUAUGCUCGUAACUCCACCUCUGUUUGAACACUGUGUGUGUUCAUCAGGUGUGGUGGCUGCUGCAGGUAAAACAGUUGAAGAUGGUCGACUGAACAAAAAGUUGUAAGAACUAAGAUGUAAGAAGAAGAAACUUCUGGAUAAACUUAUCAAGAACUCUUCAUCCUCCUCAUCAUGCCUUCCCUCCACCAGUCAUCAAAUUCUCCUUUAGCCAUACGUAAUGCCCCAUCCCGGAUGGGAGCUGACAAGGUCAACAGUCACCAUGUCUCCACCACCUCCACCCCCACUAACACCUCCGUCAGCCCUGCUACAAACUUCUUUGAUGACCUGCUGAGCCACAUCCCCUUGCCACGAUGGGCGAUCUACAUCAUCUUGGUGGCAGCUGGCCUGCUGAUUCUGCUUUGCUGUCUGUGUGUCUGCAUCAAGUGCUGUUGCAGACAGAAGAAGAGGAAGCAGAAGAAGGAGCAGAUCAAUCUGAAGGCUGUGGAUGGAAAAACAGCCACAGCUCUGGUGCAGCCAGAUGUGGGGGACGUUGACUACGGCUCCACCAAACAGCAGAGAGGAAAGCUGCUCUAUGCUCUGGAAUACAACACUGCUCAGUCUGAGCUCACAGUCGGGAUCAAACAAGCAAACAGCCUGAAAGCCAUGGACCUGGGAAGGAGCUCCGACCCGUACGUCAAAGUCUACAUCCUCCCGGAAAAGUCCAAAACAUACGAGACCAAAGUGUUCAAAAACACACUGAACCCUGUCUUCAAUGAGCAGUUCACCUUUCAGGUAUCCAAAUCUUCCCUCCUGACUUCAACGGUGGUGAUGAAGGUUUUCGACUUCAACCGAUUCACCAAACAUGAGAUCAUUGGCGAGCUCAGGGUGCAGCUCAGCAGUGUGGACUGGAACCACGUCAUGGAGGAGUGGCAGGACCUGGCUGAGCCCGCCAAAUACGAGGAGGAGAACUUGGGGGACAUCUGUUUCUCCCUGCGCUACGUUCCCACCGCCAGCAAACUGACGGUGGUGAUCCUGGAGGCUAAAAACCUGAAGAGCAUGGACUUUGGAGGAAGCUCAGAUCCAUAUGUGAAGGUGCAGCUGGCUCUGGACAAGAGGAAGUGGAAGAAAAGGACGACGUCUGUUAAAAAGAAAACGUUGAAUCCUUAUUUCAAUGAGUCUUUUACCUUUGAUGUGUCGUUUGAACAAAUACAGAGGGUGAAUCUGGUGAUCUCGGUGUGGGACCAUGAUGCCAUGACCAGAAAUGACGCCAUCGGAAAGGUGUUCCUGGGCUGCGACGCCACAGGGAACCAGCUGAGGCACUGGGCUGACAUGUUGUCCAAUCCACGGCGGCCAAUCGCUCAGUGGCACAGCCUGCUGCUGAGUGAGCAGGUCAACUCCACGCUGGCCCUGAAAAGGAAGCUUCCCAUUUCAAACAAACUGAAGGAAACCACUCAGCUCUUUGAAAAACAUUUCAGAUAGACCAUAAAAAAAUCAUACAUACACACAUAUAUAUAUAUAUAUAUAUAGACGUGGACAAAAUUGUUGGUACCCUUUGGUUAAUGAAAGAAAAACUCA